CGCACGUACAAGUGUAGGAUGUAGCACGACGUGGCUAGCAGCAGGCUGCUAGUGACAGUAAUUCGUCCGAAAAUACUCACAAAUCGUGAUAAAAGAUUGUUUUUAACUAAUGUCGAAGCAGUGUCCGCCUCUUUUCAACAAGUCAUUUCUGUCUGAUGUGAGGCAUCAGCAAGACAUCAAGAGCUGAAUGGAAACAUCUGAAGCCUUUUGUGUGUGAGAGGAGGUUGUGGUAGUGUACCAUGGGGUACGACGUUACGCGGUUCCAGGGUGAGGUGGAUGAAGACCUGCUGUGUCCUAUUUGUAGUGGAGUUUUAGAGGAACCAGUGCAGGCUCCACACUGUGAACAUGCCUUCUGCAACGCAUGUAUAACGCAGUGGUUCGCGCAGCAGCAGAUUUGUCCUGUUGACCGCACGGUAGUGACGCUAGCUCACCUCCGGCCUGUGCCGCGAAUCAUGCGCAACAUGCUGUCCAAACUUCAGAUCAGCUGCGACAACGCAGGCUUCGGCUGCAUAGCUACCCUGAGGUUGGACCAGCUCCAGUCACAUCUCAAGGACUGUGAGCACAAUCCCAAAAGGCCCGUUACCUGUGAGGAGGGAUGUGGGCUCGAAAUGCCCAAAGAUGAACUUCCCAACCAUAACUGCAUCAAACAUUUGCGGAGCGUCGUCCAACAGCAACAGACUAAGAUUUCAGACCUGGAGAAAACAGUGGCAGAACAUAAGCACCAGUUGGGGGAACAAAAACGAGACAUUCAGCUGCUAAAAGCCUACAUGAGAGCAAUCCGCAGUGCAAACCCCAACCUGCAAAACCUUGAGGAGAGUAUCGAGUACAAUGAGAUCUUGGAAUGGGUGAACUCCAUGCAGCCGGCCAGAGUGACCCGCUGGGGCGGCAUGAUCUCCACCCCCGACGCUGUGCUGCAGGCAGUCAUCAAACGCUCCCUCAUCGACAGCGGCUGUCCCCUGUCCAUCGUCAACGACCUGAUCGAGAACGCCCACGAGCGCAAUUGGCCGCAAGGACUGGCCACUCUCGAGACGCGGCAGAUGAACAGGCGCUACUACGAGAACUAUGUUGCCAAGCGAAUUCCUGGCAAGCAGGCGGUGGUAGUGAUGGCCUGUGAGAACCAGCAUAUGGGGGAGGAUAUGAUCUUGGAGCCCGGCCUAGUUAUGAUCUUUGCCCAUGGAGUGGAAGAGAUCUUAUAACUGUACAGAUUGCUGAAUUGAUCCAGAGACAAGUGGGGAAAUGUUGCUCUUUCAUUCUGUGGAGCAGAAGAGGGUUGUUUCUUGUUUUUUCUCUUUUAAGUGAAACCUGGAAAAAACAUCUGGCUUCUCUGAAAACACAUCUUAGGCUAACUCCUAAGCUUAAUACCUAUGCCUUAAAGUAAGGACAAAUACUUUAUGAUUCUGUCAAAUAUAAACAUAAUCUGACUGAUAUCUAAGAUUAAAGAUGAGAUGUGAUGUUUACAAUGUUUAUAAUUAGUGCAUUAUACGAUCUGAUUGUUCUGCUCAUAAUAUAGUUAUAAGCUUGAACCCCUUUCCCAUUUAAUGCCCUCUGUAUAAAUACAUGUAAAUACAAAUACUAUAUUGAAUUACAAAUGUUAUAUUCAUCACUGUAAUUAGAUUGUGAUUUCUUUCCAUUUUUUUUUUUUAAACUUCAGUUUUGUUUAGUGAGCCUGUGUUUCUGUCUACCGGAGGGAAGUGGACAGGAUUUGUGUGUGCUUGCUUUGGUAGUCAGUUUCCUGUGAAUUUUUCACACAACAUUGUGCUUCUCAGCUUAGAUUGUUCAGACCUUCUGUGCCAUUUGUAUUAUUUAUUGUGUUGCCUUUUAAGCAAAGAAAAAAAAAAAACAACAAAAAAAUUGCUCAAAGAUGUUACUAUUUGUUGUGUGAAAAUUUUGCCUUUUUGAAUUCGUUCAACGUUCACUACAGAAACUGGGUGAGAUUUUUUUGUUUUCUGUUUCCGUUGUUGCCUUUGUUGUGCAAAUAGUCUGUUAAGUGCAGUCUGUGUUGAAUUCUGGGUUAUAACUUUUGGGUUCUCACCAAGUAUGGCUUUAAUUUCACAAAUCAAAAUAGUUAUUAUGAUGUUAGGUUAUCCAUGUGUCAUUUAAAAAAAUAUUUAAAUAUAGACUUUGAUCUUCUACACUGUUGACAAAAAUAUUCCCAGAUACAUACCACAAUUAAACAUACGCCUGGAGGUUGUACAAAACUUUUUCAAAUCACUUCACACUUGAGUGGAACAUACUUUACUAUUAUUCAUUUAAUACCAUAGUAAUAUAAAAGGAAAAAAGUUCAGGUGAUGACUUAGACACCCCACUCAUGUAGAUUUUUCCCUUUGCUAUUUUCCUUGUUAUUGUUCUUAUUUGUUUUGUGUCUGUUAUGUACUGUGUUGUACAGACAAGAAGGUAAUAAAAUGUCGAACUGAAA
Molecule: messenger RNA, 2416 nt
Organism: Cololabis saira (Pacific saury)
Lineage: Eukaryota; Metazoa; Chordata; Actinopteri; Beloniformes; Belonidae
Gene: rnf41
Product: ring finger protein 41
Exons: 7
Coding region: 240-1196 (318 amino acids)
Biological process (GO): protein ubiquitination
Cellular component (GO): endoplasmic reticulum tubular network
Molecular function (GO): ubiquitin protein ligase activity; zinc ion binding
Source: RefSeq, a predicted model, not a curated record